UCAAUCUGGUUUCAACAGCUACAGGUUCAGUCUGGCGAGUCCUCCUCCCCGUCCCUCUCCGACCACUGCGGCAGCCAUGGCCGCCGCCGCCGCCGAGGUCGGGCCGAUGAUGGAGAAGGUGGCGCUGGAGUGCGGCGGCGACAUCUCGGCGUCCCAGGAGGACAUCCUCGCCAACUCCCCCUUCCUCGGCGCCGCCAACGCCCCCUCCGCCUCCGCCUCAGCCUCGCAAGCGCGGGGGGCCGAGGACGAGGACGACGAGGAGGUCUUCGCCACCCCUCCCGAGCUCCCCCAGCAAGAGCCCAUCACCAUGUGCAGCCUCCCCUUCACCCCCAGCCCCUCCCAGCCCCACUCGCCCUCGCCGCCUCCCUCCGACGACGACGACGCCGCCAGACCUCGCCGGAAGCCUAGGGUUUGCACCAGGAAGGUCAGGGGCGCCAAGUUCAGCACCCCGGCCCCGGCCCCGACCCCAACCCCGAGCCCCAAGCAACAGCCAGAGCAACCACCCCGUGCCAUCGUCGAUCCUCUCUACAGGGCGAUGCUCAUGAUCCCCACCGCCACCGCCGCCGGCGCCGCCGCCAGCAAGCAGGAUCCCUUGGAGGACUUCCUCGCGCUCGCCCGCCAGCGCGGCAUCUUCUAGCCACCCACCCAUAUCCAUUGCCGGCAGUGCAGGGCAGGGGUGCAUUCUCCUCCGUUUGGACCUGCAAUGUCGCCGGGCCGCCUUGGAACUUGAUACCAUCUGUCAUUCGGUGAUGCUGUCAUCAAAUGGAAAAGCCCGGUGGCGCCUUUUCCAUGAUUGAUAGGUAGAUAGCCGUGAGAAUUGUGCCGGUGGUAGUAGUUAUAUCGCUUAGCGAACUUCAGUCAUGCUGUCAGUGUUUCUUAUGCUUCGCCGUUUUGGGGGUUCAGUGCCAUGGCCAAGCACCAGGAUUCAGUCAUGCCUACGAAGACAUAUAUGUAGAUAGAUACUAGAUUACAGCAAUUCCAAACUUCCUAUGUCAA
Messenger RNA from Triticum aestivum (bread wheat), 996 nucleotides. Its product is annotated as myristoylated alanine-rich C-kinase substrate. The coding region runs from base 77 to 637 and encodes 186 amino acids. NCBI's taxonomy places the organism in Eukaryota, Viridiplantae, Streptophyta, Magnoliopsida, Poales, Poaceae. The record is from RefSeq and is a predicted model, not a curated record. The transcript has 2 exons.